Penicillium brasilianum is the source of this 270-nucleotide messenger RNA. The record is from the annotation of a GenBank genome assembly. NCBI's taxonomy places the organism in Eukaryota, Fungi, Ascomycota, Eurotiomycetes, Eurotiales, Aspergillaceae.
AUGGCGCUAAAUUGGGUCUCUAGCACGCGUAAUGGAUCCGAGAUCACAAGUGGCGCGGCAGCGGUCCUGCGUAAGCACAUUGAGACAAUACACUGUGGCCAGAACCAGUACUGGGGUCUCUACGUGGUGGGUUACGAGGAAUCUGUGGCCUGGUUAUAUGAGGGGCCCGACGCUACGAAGAGUGAGAAUGAGAUCGAUGAAGAAGAGGAAAUUCUCUGUAAGAUUGAGGAGCUUCUGCAUAGACUACGAGAAGUCAAGCGCCGCAGAUAG